AUGGGGACUGCCUCGUCUCUCGUGAGCCCUGCGGGUGGGGAGGUGAUCGAGGACACGUACGGGGCGGGCGGCGGCGAGGCCUGCGAGAUCCCGGUGGAGGUGAAGCCCAAGGCCCGCCUGCUGCGCAACUCUUUCCGCCGGGGCGCCGGGGCGGCAGCAGGGGCCGGGCCUGGGUCGCUGUCUCGCGGGGCGGGUGGAGGCGGCCUACUGGGGGCCAGCUUCAAGUCCACCGGCUCGUCGGUGCCCGAGCUGGAGUACGCGGCGGCCGAGUACGAGCGGCUGAAGAAGGAGUACGAGAUCUUCCGGGUCAGCAAGAACCAGGAGUUGCUGUCCAUGGGCCGUCGCGAGGCCAAGCUGGACACGGAGAACAAGAGGCUGCGGGCCGAGCUGCAGGCACUUCAAAAAACUUACCAGAAGAUACUUCGGGAAAAAGAAAGUGCUUUAGAAGCAAAAUAUCAAGCAAUGGAGAGAGCAGCUACAUUUGAACGUGAUAGAGAUAAAGUUAAAAGGCAAUUCAAGAUAUUUAGGGAGACCAAAGAGAAUGAAAUUCAGGACUUACUGAGGGCCAAGCGAGAGUUGGAGAGCAAACUUCAGAGGCUACAGGCUCAGGGGAUCCAAGUAUUUGAUCCUGGGGAGUCUGAUUCAGAUGACAACUGUACAGACAUUACUGCUGCUGGAACCCAGUGUGAAUAUUGGGCUGGUGGAGCCUUGGGAAGUGAGCCUUCCAUAGGGAGCAUGAUGCAGCUUCAGCAGUCCUUCCGAGGCCCUGAGUUCGCCCAUAGUUCUAUAGACGUAGAAGGACCCUUUGCAAACGUCAACAGAGAUGACUGGGAUAUUGCUGUAGCUAGUUUAUUACAAGUUACUCCCCUGUUUUCACAUUCUCUAUGGAGUAACACUGUCAGGUGUUACCUUAUUUAUACAGAUGAAACCCAGCCUGAAAUGGAGCUUUUCCUUAAGGACUAUUCACCUAAACUUAAAAGAAUGUGUGAAACAAUGGGAUAUUUUUUCCACACUGUGUAUUUUCCAAUAGAAAUUUAUGAUCAAUACCUUGCUGUAAGAAAAUGGGAAAUCGAGAAGAGUUCAUUAGUUAUUUUAUUCAUUCAUUUAACUAUACCAAGCCUUUUAUUGGAAGACUGUGAAGAAGCUUUUCUGAAAAACCCUGAAGGAAAGCCACGAUUAAUUUAUCAUCGUCUAGAGGAUGGGAAAGUCAGUUCUGAUUCUGUCCAGCAAUUGAUUGGUCAAGUUUCUCACCUAAACAAGACCAGCAAAGUCAAGAUCAUUGAUCACUCAGGAGAUCCUGCGGAAGGAGUAUAUAAAAUUUAUAUUUAUGUGGAAAAGAUUAUUAAACAGGACAUACUGGGCUUUGAGAACACAGACCUGGAGUCUAAGGAUUUGGGCAGUGAAGAUUCCAUUCCAGAAGAAGAUGAUUUUGGUGAUGUUCUAUGGGACAUACAUGAUGAACAAGAGCAAAUGGAAACUUUCCAACAAGCUUGUCAUUCAGCCCAUGAGUUGGGAUUUGAGAAAUAUUACCAGCGCCUUAAUGAUCUAGUGGCAGCACCAGCACCAAUUCCACCCCUUCUUGUAUCUGGAGGACCAGGUUCUGGAAAGUCCCAUCUUUUAUCAAAGUGGAUUCAGUUACAACAGAAGAAUUCCCCUAACACACUAAUUCUUUCUCAUUUUGUGGGGAGACCUAUGUCAACCAGCUCAGAGUCUUCCUUGAUUAUUAAACGGCUAACAUUGAAGUUGAUGCAGCACUCUUGGUCAGUAUCUGCUUUGACACUGGAUCCUGCUAAGCUUCUGGAAGAAUUUCCACGUUGGCUAGAAAAACUCUCUGCUCGUCAUCAAGGCAGCAUCAUCAUCAUUAUUGAUUCUAUAGAUCAAGUUCAGCAAGUUGAAAAACAUAUGAAAUGGCUGCUAGACCCACUGCCAGUGAAUGUAAGAGUCAUUGUGUCUGUGAAUGUACAAACAUGCCCUCCAGCGUGGAGGUUGUGGCCUACACUUCAUCUUGAUCCUUUAAACCCAAAAGAUGCAAAAUCUAUUAUAGUUGCAGAAUGCCACUCUGUAGACAUUCAGUUGAGUAAAGAGCAGGAAAAGAAGCUAGAACGACACUGUCGUUCUGCUACCACCUGCAAUGCCCUUUAUGUCACCCUUUUCGGCAAAGUCAUUGCACGUGCUGGGAGAGCAGGCAAUUUAGAUAAAAUCCUGCAUCAGUGUUUCCAGUGUCAAGAUACCAUUUCAUUAUAUAGACUUGUCCUGCAGUCUCUCCAGGAGUCCAUGGGGAAUGAUAUGGAUAAAGAACUGAUGAAAGAGGUUCUCUGCCUUGUCAAUGUCAGUCACAAUGGUGUGAGCGAAUCAGAACUGAUGGAGCUUCAUCCCGAGGUGUCCUGGGCUGCCUUGACUUCCCUUAUUCACAAUUUACACAAGAUGAGUUUGUUGACUUAUGGUUGUGGCUUGCUUAAGUUUCAACAUCUACAGGCUUGGGAAACAGUAAGAUUGGAGUAUAUGGAAGGUCCAACCAUUAUUUCUUCAUAUAGGCAAAAGCUAAUCAAAUAUUUUACCUUGCAGCUGAGUCAGGACAGAGUGACUUGGAGAAGUGCAGAUGAACUUCCUUGGCUUUUUCAGCAGCAGGGAAGUAAGCAGAAGUUACACGAUUGCCUUCUCAAUCUCUUUGUGUCUCAAAACCUCUAUAAAAGAGGACACUUUGCUGAGUUGCUGGGUUAUUGGCAGUUUGUUGGCAAAGACAAAAGUGCGAUGGCAACAGAAUAUUUUGAUUCCUUGAAGCGGUAUGAGAAAAACUGUGAAGGUGAAGAGAACAUGAUUUGCUUAGCUGAUCUUUAUGAAACCCUGGGGCGAUUUCUCAAGGAUCUAGGCCUUCUCAGUCAGGCUGUGGUACCUUUGCAGAGGUCUCUAGAAAUUCGAGAAACAGCUUUAGAUCCAGAUCAUCCAAGAGUAGCUCAGUCUCUCCACCAACUAGCAAGUGUGUAUGUGCAGUGGAAGAAGUUUGGCAAUGCAGAACAGCUAUACAAGCAGGCAUUGGAAAUCUCAGAAAAUGCUUAUGGUGUGGACCAUCCACAUAUUGCUCGUGAACUUGAGGCACUUGCAACUUUGUACCAGAAACAAAAUAAAUAUGAACAAGCUGAACAUUUUAGGAAAAAAUCCUUUAAAAUUCGCCAGAAAGCUACAAAGAGAAAAGGCAACUUGUAUGGAUUUGCCCUUUUACGUCGACGAGCCCUGCAGUUAGAGGAGCUCACGUUAGGUAAGGACACACCUGAUAAUGCUCGGACCCUCAAUGAACUGGGUGUUCUCUACUAUCUUCAAAAUAACCUGGACACAGCUGACCAGUUUCUGAAGCGUUCCUUAGAAAUGAGGGAGCGAGUUCUAGGGCCAGACCACCCUGACUGUGCCCAGUCCUUGAAUAAUCUGGCAGCUCUGUGCAAUGAAAAGAAACAGUAUGAUAAAGCAGAAGAACUUUAUGAAAGAGCUUUAGACAUUCGGAGACGAGCAUUAGCACCCGAUCACCCUUCUUUGGCUUACACGGUGAAGCACCUUGCAAUCUUGUAUAAGAAAAUGGGGAAACUUGACAAGGCUGUACCUUUGUAUGAGUUGGCUGUUGAAAUUCGACAGAAAUCCUUUGGCCCAAAGCACCCUAGUGUGGCUACUGCCUUGGUGAACUUAGCUGUUCUUUAUAGCCAAAUGAAAAAACACAUUGAAGCCUUGCCAUUAUAUGAAAGAGCAUUAAAGAUUUAUGAAGAUAGCCUGGGCCGGAUGCAUCCUCGAGUUGGAGAGACAUUAAAAAAUUUAGCUGUGCUUAGCUAUGAAGAAGGAGAUUUUGAAAAGGCAGCUGAACUAUACAAAAGGGCAAUGGAAAUAAAAGAAGCAGAAACAUCACUUUUGGGUGGAAAAGCUCCUUCACAGCGCUCAUCAAGUGGAGACACAUUUAGCUUAAAAACAAGCCACUCCCCUAAUGCUCUCCUUCAUCAAGGACAAAGGUAGUAGCAACAAUUUCAGUGCACCAUAGGAUAAACAAACAUUUGAACAUUAAAAUUUAAAACUUUUAAAAAAAGACUAUAUUUUUAUGAAAUUUUA
Orycteropus afer afer is the source of this 4086-nucleotide messenger RNA. RefSeq names its product nephrocystin 3 (gene NPHP3). The record is from RefSeq and is a predicted model, not a curated record. Gene Ontology annotation, molecular function: protein binding. NCBI's taxonomy places the organism in Eukaryota, Metazoa, Chordata, Mammalia, Tubulidentata, Orycteropodidae. Gene Ontology annotation, biological process: determination of left/right symmetry; convergent extension; kidney development.